GUCAGACGUAACUGAAGCGACUGAGCAGCAACCCCCAGAUCUUUCUUCUGAAAGCUUCUGUCUAGCCCACUAGGGGCAGGGGGCAGAGGGCUGGGCCUGGAGUUAAGACCUGAGACCAAAUCUGGGCUCAGACACUUACUAGCAGUGUGUCUGCCUCAGUUUCUUCAUCUGUGAAAUAGGGAUAAUAAUAGCAACCCAACCCCCUUCCCGCCCAGGAUUGUUGUGGAGAUGAGAUGGGAUAGUAUUGGUGAAGCUCUUCUUUGCAAACCUUAAAGCACUGUAGAAAUGCCAGCUGUUAUCAUCCAUACCUCCCCUUUCUUAUACUUGUGAAGUUUAUUUUUUGAACCCAAAUGUAUGAUUUAUGUUUCAAAAGCUCAUCUUGGAAGCUGAGGUCGGAUGGAGCUCAGGUCUUCCUGACUCCAGGACUUCCGCUCUAUUCGAUGCCCCCCUCCUGGAAAGAGCAUCAGAAAACCAGGGCCAGACCCUGCUUCUUGUGAGCCAUGCCCCCCGCCCCAAGCAUUCAUGUCACCCCUGCGUCUCUGUUUCUCCAUCUGUAACAUGUUGGCUCCAAGCCCCCUUCUGGAGGAGACCUCUUCCGUCGCCUGGACUGGUUGGGUUCUUGGGGGCAGAGCUGGCUGGCCCCAGAUGCCUGUCAUCAUAGGGGACCGGCCUGCCCCCUCUGCCGGCUUCUCCAUGACUGGAAACGUGUCUCUGCUCACCUCAGUCAUCUCGGCCAUGAGACUCAGUCCCCAGAACCUGAAGGCGACCGUCCACUACACGGUGGGCUCCAUGUGCCAGGAAGCUGCCGAUGCCAAAGGCGUCCGGUUCACCAAGCCGGCCAUCGCGGCCAUCUCCGAGGUCACCUUUCGGCAGUGCGAACAUUUCGCCAAAGACCUCGAGAUGUUUGCCAGACAUGCAAAAAGAAGCACAAUUAACAUGGAGGACGUGAAGCUCUUAGCCAGGAGGAGCAGCUCAUUGCUAAAUUACAUCACAGAGAAGAGUGAAGAGAUUUCUCGAAUUAACCAGGAACAAAAAGAUAAGAAGAAAAAGAAGACAGAAGGAGGAAACAAAAAAUCCAGUAAACAGGCGGUAACCGAAAUGGACAUCGAUGAUUGAGAUGACCUCCUGCCCUCGCCAGACACUUCCUGCUCCAGCUGCUCUGGGUGGCAUGGGGGCCAAAGAAUGGACCAUGGCAGCAACCGCCAUCCCACAAGCUCUACUCUUAGCAAAGCCAAUGUGAAAGGGAUGAAAGGAGAGAAGAUAGAUGCUGGCGGGCGUUUGGGGGCUAAUCUUGUUCCUGCUCUAAAUAGUUGGCUAAUAAUUUCAACACAUAAGAAAGCUGGAAAUGCUUAAGAUAUUCCAGUACCUUUGUUGGAACACUGAGAAAGGAGUGUUGGAGCAGUGUGGAUUUAAAUUAUUAUUAUUAUUAUUAUUAUUAUUAUUGUUAGUUAAUUAAUAAAAUGUUGUGUAGCUGUUUCAGACCCCAAACAUAUAUUCUUUUGUCU
This is a messenger RNA of Vombatus ursinus (common wombat), 1505 nucleotides long. It is a transcript of the gene CENPS, whose product is annotated as centromere protein S. Gene Ontology annotation, molecular function: chromatin binding; protein heterodimerization activity. The transcript is spliced from 5 exons. Gene Ontology annotation, cellular component: FANCM-MHF complex; Fanconi anaemia nuclear complex. Gene Ontology annotation, biological process: replication fork processing; resolution of meiotic recombination intermediates. The record is from RefSeq and is a predicted model, not a curated record. Lineage: Eukaryota; Metazoa; Chordata; Mammalia; Diprotodontia; Vombatidae. The coding region runs from base 523 to 1116 and encodes 197 amino acids.